Messenger RNA from Penicillium diatomitis, 1413 nucleotides. Its product is annotated as glycosyltransferase. The coding region runs from base 1 to 1413 and encodes 470 amino acids. Gene Ontology annotation, molecular function: UDP-glycosyltransferase activity. The record is from RefSeq and is a predicted model, not a curated record. NCBI's taxonomy places the organism in Eukaryota, Fungi, Ascomycota, Eurotiomycetes, Eurotiales, Aspergillaceae. The transcript is spliced from 3 exons.
AUGUCAAGAGCCAUUCUUUUCCUCACAAACAGUGAGCUUGGGCAGUGCAAUGUUGCGCUAGCGGUGGCCGAGGAAUUCCUCAGUCGCGGGGAAUUUAUCGUUCAUUUCGGGUCCUUCCAACAAUUAGCCCCGCUUGUUAAUGAUAUGAACGAACGCCUUCAUUGCGGACACACUGCUCAAUUUCAUGAGAUUCCCGGUCCUUCGAUGGAGGAUCUUUCAAUUCGUUGUCACAUUGAGAACAUUUCCCACCGACCGGGCGUGAGAGGGACAAUACAAGGCUACCGGAAGAUCAUCAGAAUGAUGCAGCACUGGACGCAGUCAGAAUACUUCAAAGCGUUUAGAACCUGUGUUGCGCUUAUCGAAGAGCUGCGUCCGAAAAUCGUGGUGACAGACCCGAUUUUUCAGCCAGGUCUUGAGGCAUGCCAAACGACUGCAGUUCGAAUGGCUGUACUGUGGCCAGUCCCUUUGAAAGAUGUGGUCAUUGGCAUUCAGCCCAUCAGCGCCAUUCUUGGCAAGUAUCCGGUAACAGGUUCUGGUUUCCCAUUUCCGAUACCCUGGAGCCUCGUGCUUUCAAACGCGUUCCUGAUAUUUCGUGCGAUCUUGAUGAUCGCCAUGGCAAGGCCCAAGCCGGAUGUCUCUUUGGACGGCAGACGACCAGAAGGGAAAGGCGCAUUUCCACUUAUCCAAGCCUACUCCAAGAGGUCCCUGAAUCUCACGCCCGCGUUCAAGGAACUAGACUUUCCGCUGGUGAUUCCAGAUAAUGUUGUCUCGUGUGGCCCGAUUGUCCGCGGGCAUUUACCGCUCUCGGUGGCAGAUGCUCAGAUUGAUGCCUGGCUCACAAAGCCAACAAUUUUGAUCAGUCUGGGGUCGCACGCGCCACUGACAGAAAGCAAUGCUCUUCAAACAGCAAAGGGUAUUGUAGCUCUCACGACCCAGAUGCCGGAUCUCAAAAUCCUCUGGAAGCUGAAGUUUGACUGGCAGAAUUCGAAAGAGUUCAAUGAAGUCCUAGGGAAGGAUAUAAAGGAAGAUAGGAUCAGGAUAGUUCCAUGGAUUCAAGCCGACAUCAUGUCUGUCCUGGAUUCUGACCGGAUUGUCGCGUUUGUUCACCACGGCGGGGGAAACUCAUUUUUCGAAGCAUGCAAGGUCGGUGUUCCCCAAGUCAUAUUGCCUCAAUGGUUCGACACUUACGAUUGCGCAACUCGAGUCGAAUGGAUUGGGAUCGGAGCUCAUGGCAGCCGAGCCGUAGCUCCUGAUAUUGAAGCAGAGCAAUUUUCAAAAGCUCUUCGCCGAGUCCUGACAGACGAGGACCUGAAGUGUCGUGCCAGAGCUGUUGGCGAUCUUUGUCGGGAGGAAGGACGCGUCAAUGCCUAUCAUCAGAUCCUCGAAUUCUGCACAAAGUCCGAAUCAGAUUAA